Tricharina praecox is the source of this 928-nucleotide messenger RNA. RefSeq lists its product as uncharacterized. The transcript has a single exon. Lineage: Eukaryota; Fungi; Ascomycota; Pezizomycetes; Pezizales; Pyronemataceae. The record is from RefSeq and is a predicted model, not a curated record. The coding region runs from base 74 to 727 and encodes 217 amino acids. Gene Ontology annotation, molecular function: protein-folding chaperone binding; ATPase activator activity. Gene Ontology annotation, biological process: protein complex oligomerization; [2Fe-2S] cluster assembly. Gene Ontology annotation, cellular component: mitochondrion.
CCGCCCUUCACGCUCGAAAAAACCUCACCGGCGAAUCGAUCGCAUCUACUACCUACCACAGCCUAAUCCCACAAUGAAGUUCUUACAACGAUUACCGCGACUAUUAUUUCGACCUGCGUGCGGUACACCACUACAUAUCUCACGAACAGCGAUCCGCCACAGCUCCAGUUCCAGCUCCAGCGCCCCGCAAAAAACCUUCUACACGCUCUUCCCGCGCAGCAUCCCUUGCGGCGCACCGCCGCGCGGGCCGUUCGACAUCGACCUGCGGGCGCUGCAGCGCGAGUUCUUCACGCUGCAGCAGAUCUCGCACCCCGACGUGUCCUCGCGCCAAUCCCCCGCCGCCGCGGACGACGUCGACUCGUCGUACAUCAACCACGCGUACAGCACGCUGCGCGAUCCCCUGAGCCGCGCGGUAUACCUGCUGUCACUCCACGGGAUGGAUGUGGCAGAGGACACUGGCAUGGGAAUGGACGAUAAGGAGUUGCUUAUGGAGGUGCUGGAGGCGCAUGAGGUCAUUGAGGAGGCGCGCAAGAGGGAGGAUCUGGAGGUGCUCGAGAGGGAGGCUAAGGAUAGGGUGCUCGAGAGUGAGAAGGCCGUUGGCGAGGCGUGUGAGGGCGGUGAUUGGGAGGCGGCGAGGAAAGAGGCCGUUAGGUUGAGGUACAGGAGGAACGUUAAGGAGGCUGUCGCGGCGUGGGAGGAGGGAAAGCCGGUGGUGUUGAUGCAUUGAUGGAAGAAUAUUGUUCACCAAAUGUUUUGCGCAAGACCGGUGGAGGUGCCUCCACUGCAAAAAGAGGAACAGGUGAGCAGUCCUGGAAGAUGGAUUAGCUUGUUGAAUAUGUGUACGAGUACCCGCUGCGACAGAGGAGGAGGAGGAGCACACGAGAGAGAGAGAGACGGACUGGACUUAAGAGUAAAGUAGAAUAUAGUA